UGCUGUGUGGAUAUAUGGGCUCUAUCUACUCUACGGCCCAUCGGCCUGGGCUGCCUUGGCCUGUGCCGCUCCCAGCAGACGGACGUGCCAGGACUUUCCGCCGCCGCCGCCGCCAUGCUCGGGCAUCUCCGGCGAUCCCUCCGCGCUCUUCACCGCCUACCCGCCAGCGGCCACGCAGCCUGCGACCCCGUUCCCCUCCACCGGUUCUUGAGUUCGCAGAUAGAGCCCAUAUCUGGUUGGUUUAAGCAUGCUACUAGAGAUUUCUCGACUUCCAAAAAUGUUGCUGGAGGCCGAGCAUAUCAGCAAAAGGAGUUAGAACCAACUACGCCUGCAAAGGACUCUGAUAUAAUAAUCAAACGCGUACAAAAGAGCACAAGGGAAUUGGAACAAGGGCCUGUUGGAAAAAAAUUGGCUUCAGCAGAGAAAAGGAAAUUUCUUGUCAACACUCUCCUUGGCCUCAAAGAUUCAAGAGAAGUUGUUUACGGCACCCUUGAUGCUUGGGUUGCCUUUGAGCAGGAUUUUCCUCUGGCGUCACUAAAGCAAGCACUUUCAGCUCUCGAAAAGGAGCAACAAUGGCAUAGAAUUGUCCAGGUGAUAAAAUGGAUGCUAAGCAAAGGGCAAGGAAAUACAAUGAGAACUUAUGAGCAAUUAGUGUGUGCACUUGAGAAGGAUAAUAGAGCUGAGGAAGCACAUAAAAUCUGGCAGAAGAAAAUAGCCCAUGACCUCCAUUCAGUUCCUUGGCGUUUCUGCCAUCUUAUGCUGGCUAUCUAUUAUAGAAAUAAUAGGCUAGAAAGGCUUGUGAAGCUCUUCAAAGAACUAGAAGCAUGUGGUCGUAAACCUCCAAGCAAAGAUAUUAUACGGAAAGUUGAAGAUGCAUACGAAAUGCUUGGACUACUAGAAGAAAAGGAAAUGUUGCUUCAAAAAUACAAGGAUUUAUACAACAGGCCAUCUCGAGAUGAUCGAAGGAGAGGCUCCAAAUCCAAAAAGACUGAGUUGGAUAAAACAGACGCUGAUGGAAGCAUGCAAAGUAAGAUGGUAACAUCUGAAAAUCAUCAAGAUCACUGUUGCCCUUCAGAUAAGGAAUCAGCUGUGACCGUUCAGUCAUGAUAAGAGACUCGUUACUGAUCCACUGACACGUGACAUCAGAUCAGACCAAAACCAGAUUCUGCCAGCACUUGCAAUCUUGAUGCUCUCAGUACAGGUUUGCUCUUAGUAGCUGUCUAGCUGAUGCAGGGAUGCAGCCAAUAGUGUGCCGUAAUUUGGAACAUGCCACCUCCUUUUGUUUUCCUGGUGCUGUCAAUAGUUGGUGCUAUUCAGAAUUUGAUUUUUUUUAUAGCUUGGGGCAAACAUGUCAUCCCACUGCCAUCAAUUAUUACUCUCUGUGUAGCUUGGCCAUAGAACAAGGGCAUUUGUAUUUGUAGGGAAACUGGAAACUUUCUGAUGUUACUAAACGCGCACAGGCACUUCCAGUUUCUUAUUGGCACCAUCCAUCCAUCCAUCCAUCUUACUAUAUAUAUAUAUCACAAAUUCACCA
Setaria italica (foxtail millet) is the source of this 1534-nucleotide messenger RNA. Its product is annotated as pentatricopeptide repeat-containing protein At4g21190. The coding region runs from base 115 to 1107 and encodes 330 amino acids. The transcript has 9 exons. Gene Ontology annotation, molecular function: protein binding. The record is from RefSeq and is a predicted model, not a curated record. Lineage: Eukaryota; Viridiplantae; Streptophyta; Magnoliopsida; Poales; Poaceae.